AUGAGCUCCCUCUUGACCACACGCCAGGCCGACGAGCUGCACAAGGCCGUCGUGGCCUAUCUCUUCGCCUCCAAUCACCCAACCAGCGCCCAAGCCCUGCAGGACGAGCUUGGCAUCACCGACUCCUUCGAUGAGGGCACGCGCAAGAAGUAUGAGGGGCUGCUGGAGAAGAAGUGGACCAGCGUCGUCCGCUUGCAGAAGAAGAUUAUGGAACUGGAGUCCCGGAACGCCAGCCUCCAGGGCGAACUCGACUCGGCCACGCCCACGUCGCUCAUGAAGAAAAACCAAGACCCCGCCAGCUGGCUGCCCCGCGCCCCUGCCAGACACACCCUCCAGUCCCACCGCCAGCCCAUCACCUGCGUCGCCUUCCACCCUAUAUUCACCUCGCUGGCCUCCGGCUCCGAAGACACUACCAUCAAGAUCUGGGAUUGGGAAUUGGGCGAGCUCGAACGCACCGUCAAGGGUCACACCAAGGGCGUCUUGGACGUCGACUUUGGCGGUCCGCGCGGCGGCACCCUGCUGGCGUCGUGCUCCUCCGACUUGACCAUCAAGCUGUGGGAUCCCUCCGACGAAUACAAGAACAUACGGACCCUGCCGGGUCACGACCACUCCGUCUCCGCCAUCCGCUUCAUCCCGUCGGGCGCUGCGGGCUCGCCGAGCUCGGGCAACCUUCUCGUGUCGGCUUCCCGCGACAAGACUCUGCGCAUCUGGGACGUGACGACGGGAUACUGCGUCAAGACGAUACGUGGCCAUGCUGACUGGGUGCGCGACGUGACUCCUUCCUUUGACGGCCGCUGGCUGCUGUCAGCCGGCAACGACCAGACGGCGCGACUCUGGGACGCGAGCAAUGGCGAGCCUCGGUGCACGUUCGUGGGUCACGAGCACGUGGUCGAGUGUGUGGCUUUGGCACCGCCAGCCGCCUACGGCCACCUGGCCAACCUAGCCGGUUUGAAAAAGCCACCCGCCGCUAGCAGUUCAGCGGAGUUCCUUGCGACGGGCAGCAGAGACAAGAGCAUCAAGCUAUGGGAUGGCCGCGGCACCCUGAUCAAGACACUGGUGGGCCAUGACAACUGGGUCCGCGCCCUCAUGUUUCACCCCGGCGGCAAAUACCUACUCAGCUGCGGUGACGACAAGACAAUUCGAUGCUGGGACCUGGCGCAGGAAGGCAAAUGCGUCAAGACAAUCGAGGACGCCCACAGCCACUUCGUGUCAUGCAUGCGCUGGGCGCCCAGCGUGGUCAAGGAGCCACAGGCCAACGGCGAGGGCAAUGGCGUCCUGCCGCCGCCAAACGGCAAGCCGAAGGAGGACCCUGGCGGCCAGAUCAGGUGCGUCAUUGCGACGGGCAGUGUUGAUUUGAACGUCAGGGUGUUUGCGUCAUAG
Molecule: messenger RNA, 1380 nt
Organism: Aplosporella prunicola CBS 121167
Lineage: Eukaryota; Fungi; Ascomycota; Dothideomycetes; Botryosphaeriales; Aplosporellaceae
Exons: 3
Coding region: 1-1380 (459 amino acids)
Molecular function (GO): protein binding
Source: RefSeq, a predicted model, not a curated record